This is a messenger RNA of Oldenlandia corymbosa var. corymbosa, 1992 nucleotides long. Lineage: Eukaryota; Viridiplantae; Streptophyta; Magnoliopsida; Gentianales; Rubiaceae. The record is from the annotation of a GenBank genome assembly.
GAGAAGUGAUGCUGCAGAGCGCUUGAAAUGUCCUUUUGCUUAGUAGUGCCACAUAAAGAACAGAGAACUUCAGAUUGCUGGCUUGCAUCGGAGUCUAGUUAUGGCAAUUCGGGAAUUGAUGCACCGAGCAUGGUCGGUUGAGUUGAAGCACAUCCAUCGGGAGCGUAAUUUUGCAGCAAAUUCACUAGCCUCACAAGCGGCGACCAGUCCUGGAGGAAUAACGAGUUUGGAUGUCCCUCCAGACGAGCUAAAAGCAUGGCUUCAUCAUAACAUAGUUGGUACUUCCUACCGACGAUCUGUCAUAAUCUAGUCUAUUAGGCAAUAUGCCUCCUCUUAUUGUACCAAAAAAAAAAAAAAAAAGGAACUUCAGAAAUAUAAUUUACAGGGCCAAAACUCCAAUCAGUUCUAGCGGAUUAUAGCCGAUAAAUGCCAUUAGAUGAAUUGCUACAUGUUACUGGUACUGUACAUGAACUAAAAUUUAUGAACGAAGAUGACAAUUAGGCUAAAUCAUAAGUAUAUUCGCGUAGAGUUCAAAAUGAUGUAAUGGCAUAUUCUGCAUUUCAUGAACUUGGAACAUAGAAGGAAAUCAAGGGAACCAAAUCUCCAAAGGAUUCAUCGUGUGAAUGAUUAGUUCUGCUUUGGAGCUGAGAGAGAGAUACGCUGAUCACAGCUCAAUAAUGGUGAAGAAAGAUUGAAGAUGCUGAUGAUAACUUGGUGUCCCCUCACCAUUAUAAUUUGUCCUCCAUUAAGACUAAUCAAAGAAAAUAUCUGCUUUUAUAUGUUGACUGAAGAAACGACUCAGAAGACCAUGUUUACAUUUUGAACUCCACAAACCUCAUUUGCUAAUGAAAUCAUGCAUGCAUGCACACGUAUUCUGUUAUCUGCGUGAUCCCUAUAUAAACCAUAUAACAUCAAUUAGUUUGCUCACUCACUUAGCCUCUUCUUCCUUUGUUAAUUAAUUUCACCAUAUAUCCUUCUUCUUGUUUUCUGAGAUUCCCUGAAUUCGCCUUUCAGAAAGAUUCAUUUUUUCUCCCCCUAAACAAACACAGCGAAAAUGGCAUCCACUCUUAUCACUUCUGUUGAUUCAGCCUUAGACGAUGUUGAGUUGAUGAUGGAACAUGCUUAUGUUUUGAAUUAGAAAGUGUUUAAGCAGAUGAUAUAUAGCUUAAGGAAGCUCAAAACAUUUGUUCUUACAGCUGAUCAACUGGGCUUGGAAGCAAGUUUGGCAUCGUUAUUGCUGAGGAUUGGACACAUUGUUAGCACAAAUGCACAUACAACUCAUCCUCUUUGUGUUGAUGAGUUAUGUGCAUAUUUCCAUUGUUUCAGGGUUCCAGAAAGAAACUCAAUCCUUGGAGGAAGAAAUAGGAGAAUGGUAUGUCAGGAUGUUGGAUUCAACCUGGAGAUCAUCAAGUUCUGUUAUUAGCACAGCUGGUUACAUGUCUGAAAUCAUCACCUCAAUUUUGGAGAACCUAGUUGGUGAAUUUCAAGGUACAAUCUUACAAGAGGCAACAAAAGCCUUGGGAGAGCAGAUGACAUUCUUGAAAAGUUUCAUCUGCUUUGUUGAACCCACACAAUGCUUGUCGGCUCAUGCAGAAACUGUUGCUAUCAAUGCAGCACAUAUGCUUCUCAGGUUUGAUGAAGUUGAUACAGAAAUGAUGAAAGAAAUCAAGCUUGAGAUUUCAUCAUUGGUUCGAAGAGUGAAGCCUAAUGAUCAUGCUCAGGCUUGUGAGAUUUACACUCAAGCCUUGCACACCUCAAAGCUGUUGAAUCUGUUACUAGCUCUAGCUGCAAGAGAAAUAAAGAAUUUCUCUAACGCUUUCAUAUCUAACAAGGCGUUGGUGCUGCACGCUGUGCAGCUUAAGGGGAGUAGUAGCCCGGUAAUUUAGGAAUUUUUUAGUUAUGUUUUGAGAGAUUAGUAAAUAGAAAAUCUUUAAUCCAUGAAAGCAGCAGUAUUGAACAAAGUGUAUUAUUUUAUGGUUUGGUAAUAGAGGG